CAACCAUCAACCAGAUCACUAAAUCAGCAGCCAUGUACUGCUCAUUUAGUUUAGUGGCGGUGGUACUUCUGUCAUAUUGUGAGCUUCAUACGAUAAAUGCCAACCACAAUGCUGAUUUUUCGUUCCUUUCGAAUCCUCAAAAGGCUCGGGAAUUUGCCAGAAAUUUUGUUUCCAAUCUGAAGGACUGCGGUAUGUUUAAUUAUGAAUCCGUGGAAGACUACUAUGAAGUAAUAAUAAGUUUAACGAAUGCCGAAAUAAGCAGCAAGCAAAGGCAUUACACAAAAGCUAAAGAAAAGGCAAUGCUGGGGGCAUUAGCUUCAUCGAUUGCUGAGCUAACGAUAGUGGAAAGCAAACAUAUCAGUAUAACAAUUAAACUGAGAGCUGUUAUACAAGCUAUAAAAGUUACUUUUCGGCAAAUAAAUUGCCCAGAAAACAAAGAUUUUAUUAGCGAAAUAGAAGAUAUGGUAUUUGUACUUAGCCGACAUAAUUCCGACUCAGAGAAUGAAAUCGAUAUCGAUAGCGAAUCAGGCUCAGUUAGCGUACAGACCUCCAUAAAUGUCAAUGAAGGUGGAUCCAAUGGGCAAGGAGGGAAUAGUAAUAACAACGGAAUAGCAGGGCCAAAUGGACCCGGAUCGGACAGCGGACCCAUUUUCAUAGAUACAGUUGUCAAUUAUGAGCCCAAUGGUGCACAAAACGAUGCAGGAAAUGGAUUGGGAGGACCAAAUGGACCAGAAGGACCAAAUGAAGGACCUAUUAACGUAGACACUGAGGUCAAUAUAUAUCCAAACGGCCCAGGAGGACCAAAGGGACCAGGAGGACCAAAGAAUCCAGAAGGACCAAAAGGACCAGGAGGAACAAAAGGACCAGGAACGUCACCUUAUGGCCCAGGAGGACCAAAAAACCCAGAAGGAUCAAACGGACCAGGAGGACCAAACGCACCAAAUGUCGAAAGACCUAUUAAUGUAGACACUGAGGUCAAUAUAUAUCCUGAGGGUCCAAGCAAUGAAGGACCAAACGGCCCAGGAGGACCAAAUGGAAAAGGUACGUCACCUUAUGGCCCGGGAGGACCAAAUGGCUCAGGUGGACCAAAGAAUCCAGAAGGACCAAACGGACCAGGAGGACCAAACGGCCCAGGAGGACCAAAGAAUCCAGAAGGACCAAACGGACCAGGAGGUUCAAAGGGACCAGGAGCGUCACCUUAUGGAACCAAUGGAAUGGUUGAAAACUUUUGA
Messenger RNA from Parasteatoda tepidariorum (common house spider), 1232 nucleotides. The record is from RefSeq and is a predicted model, not a curated record. Lineage: Eukaryota; Metazoa; Arthropoda; Arachnida; Araneae; Theridiidae.